Molecule: messenger RNA, 1380 nt
Organism: Malaclemys terrapin pileata
Lineage: Eukaryota; Metazoa; Chordata; Testudines; Emydidae
Product: paired immunoglobulin-like type 2 receptor alpha
Exons: 5
Coding region: 167-1120 (317 amino acids)
Source: RefSeq, a predicted model, not a curated record
GUCCCCCUCCGCCCCCGCCCCCCCUCGGUUUCCUCCUCGCGGUUUUGCAACCGGCUCCCGCAUCCUGUUUUCCAUCUUGAGUCCGGCCCCUGUCCUGGUCAGGGGGUGCUGGACGUGGUGGCCGGAGCUCCGGGGAGCCAGACGCCCAGCCCCGCGCGCCCCAGAGAUGCUGCUGCCACCGGGACCCCCAGCCCUGCUGCUCCUGGCGGGGAUCCUGCUUGCAGCGGCUGCCCAGGAUCCCCGGUACCAGAUAAACCAGCCUGUGUCCCUGUCGGCGCCAGCCGGGGGCUCCGUCACCCUGCCCUGCACCUUCAUCUACCCCGAGGAGAUCAAGCCGCUGCAGGACCUCCGCGUUUACUGGAGACGGGGGGGAUUCUAUGGCGAGUUUAUCUACAAUCACACUGAGGGGUUCACCCGCCAGGAUUACAGGGACCGCAUUGUCCUGGUCGGGGACCCGCGGGGGAGUCGAACGGCCUCGAUCUGUAUCAACCGGCUGCGGGAGUCGGAUGCCAGCGAGUACGUCUGCCACAUCAGGGUGCAGAGGAACAACGGCACAUGGGAGCAAUGGCGCCGUCACCCUGGAACCCACCUCACGGUGACAGCCCAAGCCUUGACGACGAAUGCCCCCUGCACGGCGCAGGCGACGACCCCAGCCACAGCCACGACACAGCGGCCAGCCGGGACGGGGGCAGCCCCGGUGAUUGGGGGGGUGCUGGCGGGGGCCGUCCUGCUGGCCGGGAUCAUCGGGCUGGCUGUGUAUGGAGCCCGGAAGAGAACAGGCCGUCGGCAGAAGGACCCCCUGGCCCGGGCAGGACGUCCCCCCGCCCCAGCGCUCCCCGAAGCCCCAGGACCCUGGCUUGCUCUACGCCGCCCUGGCGUUCGCCGAGCCCGGCACUGCCCUGAGGCAGCCAGAGCCCCGCGGGGCCCCCAUGGACGAGACCCUCUACUCAGCCGUCCGGGUCCGCUAGGGCCGGGGGGAGCCCAGACCCCCAGGGGAGGGGCAGGGGGCUGGAGAGGGGAAGGGCAGGCCACGGGUGGGGGGCAGAGCUGGAUCGAGGGCAAAUGUGGGGUGGUCCCUGAGUUGGAGCUGGGUUGGACAUGGGGGACUCAGAGCCAAUGAGGGACUGGGGGGGGUCCUGCAUUGGGAGGUUUGGGGGUGUCUCCCUCCAGGUGUUUUCUCCACACUCCCCAGCCCGAUGUGGGGGGCAGGGCCCAAGGCCUGUGGGGCCCAGACCAGGCUGGAAGCUGGGACCCCCCAUCUUGGGGGGAUUGUUCCCCUCCCCCAGGGCCACGGGGAUGUGUCUGUCUGUCCGUCUGUCUGUCCGUCCGGGGGCAGCGCCUGGCCUGCCCCUCACCCCAAUAAAGCCUGUCUGACCCUUG